CCCUGCACCACUCGCCGCAGCUCUCCCGAUGCCACCCGUUCCAGGGAGGCUGCUUGGUUUGGGAAGGUAUUCCGCAGGGGUCGCCCCCUCCCUUGGGGCGCAGCUGAGGACUGCGAGGUGCGUCCGAGGGCCGAAAAGCUGAGAUCGAUUUUGAGUUCAAGGAUCAAGUCUGCCCUCAAACCAUUUUACAGAUCGGGAAAUCCGAGACGCAGAGAAGGGACACUCCCGCCCAAGGGCCCCCUAGCCGAGAGAAGCCCGGGCCAGGGCUUUCUUCGCGUCUGUGGGAAUGCAGGCGCCCGCCCUUGGGGGGCACAGUGCAUACGGGAGCUGGGGCCGAAACCGCAGCACUAACUGUGCUGUCUAGGGCAUCGAGACGACACUAGGGCGCUGGAUUCCUUACUGCCUCAGUUUCCCCAGCACCACCUUUGUUGAGGAAACGGAGGUGGGGAUACUGGCCGAACGUGCGCCUGCUGAGACACAGUCCGACUGCAUUUAGACGCCCGCAUCUCUCCAAAUCUGAUCGAGGCUCCUUUUUUCAAGAACCCGCUGUCUCCCAGCCCUUUAAAGUCCGGUCCUGCCGUUCGAGUCUCUCGGCGUUCCAUUGGAAAGACUCGGGGCUCCAGCUCCCUUCUCUAGAAUGAACUGCUCUGACUGCCGCCCAGCUUUCCCGGAGCGUUAACUACGCAGGCGCAAGGGCAGCCAACCCAGUAAAUGGAAGAGCUGGGUGCCGAACACGCUGGGCGGGUCAGGGGCGGCGAGCGUGCUAACCAAUGACUUGAGGGAGUAGGGGGUCGGGUUUGGGCCCUCAGUUGCUAAGCGCUACCCGAGUGGGAAGUGGUUCAAGAGAUGGGGUGAAGGGUGGUUCACCGGCUCUUCAAGUCACCAGCCUUCUCGCCCGCGGAAGUUAAGCAACCGAGAGGUGGGCCUAAGACCGGAAGCAGGAAGGAGGGCGCAGGAAGCAGGGCGCUGCAGGCUGUCGUACGGUCCUUCCGUGGAUCUGUUGGUGCCGAGGGCAGGAUGGAGAAGCUGCGGCUCCUGGGCCUCCGCUACCAGGAGUACGUGACUCGUCACCCGGCCGCCACGGCCCAGCUGGAGACGGCAGUGCGGGGCCUCAGUUACCUGCUGGCAGGUCGAUUCGCCGAUUCGCACGAGCUGUCAGAGCUGGUGUACUCCGCCUCUAACCUGCUUGUGCUGCUCAAUGAUGGGAUCCUACGGAAGGAGCUUCGGAAAAAGUUGCCUGUGUCACUGUCCCAGCAGAAGCUGCUGACAUGGCUGAGCGUGCUGGAGUGCGUGGAGGUGUUCAUGGAGAUGGGAGCUGCCAAGGUGUGGGGCGAAGUGGGCCGCUGGCUUGUCAUCGCCCUCAUCCAACUGGCCAACCACCUCCCCACAGCCCUGACAUACUCCCCGACCCAGGGCUGUACUGCGGAUGCUCCUGCUGCUCUGGUUCAAGGCUGGCCUCCAGACCUCACCCCCCAUCGUUCCACUGGACAGAGAGACCCAGGCACAGCCCCCGGGCUCCGCUGGAAGCAUGUCACUCUGACUGUAUGGCCUUCUGUCUAUCCCUGCUAGAUGGUGACCACAGCCAUGGCAGCCAUGAGCAGUCCUACGUGGGGAAGCGGUCAAACCGGGUGGUGCGAACCCUCCAGAACACGCCGUCCCUGCACUCCAGGCACUGGGGAGCUCCCCAGCAGCGGGAGGGAUGGCAGCAGCAGCACCACGAGGAGCUGAGUGUGACCCCCACCCCCCUAGGACUGCAGGAGACCAUCGCAGAGUUUUUGUACAUUGCCCGGCCGCUGCUGCACUUGCUUAGCCUGGGGCUGUGGGGUCAGAGGUCAUGGAAACCCUGGUUCUUGGCUGGUGUUGUGGAUGUGACCAGCCUGAGCCUCCUGAGUGACAGAAAGGGCCUGACCCGGAGGGAACGGCGGGAGCUGCGGCGCCGGACCGUCCUGCUGCUCUACUACCUGCUCCGCUCUCCGUUCUACGACCGCUUCUCCGAGGCCAGGAUCCUCUUCCUGCUCCAGUUGCUGGCCGACCAUAUCCCUGGCGUUGGCCUGGUCACAAGGCCGCUCAUGGAUUACUUGCCCACCUGGCAGAAAAUCUACUUCUACAGUUGGGGCUGACAGACCUCCCGGAAGGAGGGUGUGGGGAGGGGCGGGGCAGGGGGCCCCCUUCCCUAAUAAAACUGACUCCAGCAGCGUCCCAGCGUGCGGACUUUCCGUGCCUACCGGCCAGGCCCUGCACACAGCCCUGGUCGCCACCAGCAUUCUUCCCAGGACCCCCUUCACUACGCCCUCCUGUGACGAUGCCACUGCAACCCGCACCUUGUCACUGCUGGGCCAAGAAGCCUUCACUAGGAGUGGAAUCGAGCCUCCUCUCCCACAGAAAGCGGUAACUUCACCUCAUGGAGCCCGGGAAGCCGCUUGCUUCGGCAACCACAGGAGCGAACACUGCUGCUCUCUCGCUGGCCCCUGGUGAGGGCAGGAAGGCUUAACCUGGGUGAUGACCAAACGCUGCCCAGCGUGUCUUAUGGCCGGGGCCUCUGCCUGCCCCUGCUCUGCAGGGUCGUGUGGCUCUGGCAGCCCAAGGCCAUGGUGUUGCCAGCCUCCCUAUGACAGAGCCUGGUGAACAGUGGGCCUGGCUCCCAUACAAGUAGCACUUUAAGCCCUGCAUCCUCGGUUGAGAGUAAAAGGCUUUUCUUCCUU
Messenger RNA from Rhinopithecus roxellana (golden snub-nosed monkey), 2702 nucleotides. RefSeq names its product peroxisomal biogenesis factor 16 (gene PEX16). The record is from RefSeq and is a predicted model, not a curated record. Lineage: Eukaryota; Metazoa; Chordata; Mammalia; Primates; Cercopithecidae. The transcript is spliced from 11 exons. Gene Ontology annotation, biological process: peroxisome organization. Gene Ontology annotation, cellular component: peroxisomal membrane. Bases 1269 to 2120 code for a protein of 283 amino acids.